AUGGGCCUCUCCAAGACCAACAGGAUCUUGAUCCUCCUGGUCAUCGACUCAGCUUUCUUCCUGCUUGAACUAAUAACUGGCUAUACCGUUCACUCCCUUGCCCUCGUCGCCGAUUCGUUUCACAUGUUAAACGAUGUCUUGUCGCUCUGCGUGGGAUUAUGGGCCGUCAAAGUUGCCAACCGCGAGACGAGUUCCAAGCAGUACACCUAUGGCUGGCAACGAGCGGAAACCCUCGGUGCGUUGGUCAACGGCGUGUUCCUCAUCGCGCUAUGCCUGUCAAUCUUCCUAGAGGCGAUCCAGCGACUGGUCGAGCCUCAAGAGGUGCAGAAUCCCAAGCUCGUAUGCAUCGUCGGCUGCUUCGGGCUUCUUUCGAAUAUUCUCGGUCUGGCUUUGUUUCACGAACACUCGCACGGGCAUGGCCACAGUCAUGAUAAUGGCGACCAUGCGGGCCACGAGGACCCGGAUGCCGCUGAGCGGGGUUUCGCUGACCCCCUGGCAAGCGACCCGGCUGUCGCAGAUCAGCGCGGCAGCGCAGCAGGCGUCAUGCCGGAGAACCUUGUGGGCAAGGACGACCCAGAACGUGUGCCGGGGAAUAGCUUGAUCCACCCAGCCACGGAGCCCACGUCUCCCACCUCCUGGAGGCGCCGGGUGGCAGAGGGCCAGACCCGUGGCGCACGAAGGUACAGCACAUCCACGGGCCGGGGAUAUGCUAAUGUACAGGACAUCCAUGUGCACCCUGCGACUCUGCGACAGGACAUCAUUGCGGCCAGCCGUGGCCGAUUCGACAAUGAAUCGUCGUCGGAGUCUGAAACUGGUCGAGAGGAAGACGACGAAAACGCGCCAUCUGAACGGUCGGGUCUCCUGAGACACAAAGACCGCGCGUCCAACUACACCGACGAGAAUGGCGCCCCCUUUAAACCUGCGGACCGGCUAGGGGACGAGGAUCUUCACAAGUCCCACAACCAUGCACAGCCGAAGCCGAAAGGACAGAAGAAAGGUGGUCAUGAUCUCAACAUGCGCGGUGUCUUUCUCCAUGUCAUGGGUGAUGCGCUGGGCAAUAUUGGAGUCAUCGUUUCUGCUCUGAUCAUCUGGUUGACCUCCUACGACUGGCGAUUCUACGUGGAUCCCGGCAUCUCCCUCUUCAUCACCGUCAUCAUCCUCGCCUCUGCAAUCCCGCUGUGCAAGGCGGCAUCCCGUAUUCUGUUGCAGGCCGUGCCGCCCGGCUUGAGUAUCGACCAUAUCAAAGAGGACAUUGAACGACUGCCGGGCAUCAUCGGCUCCCACCACCUACACGUGUGGCAAUUGAGCGACACCAAAAUCGUGGCGUCGAUCCACAUCCAAGUCGACACCGAAAUCAAAGGCGAGGGCUCGGAGAGGUACAUGCGUCUCGCCCAACAGGUGCGCCGAUGCCUCCACGCCUACGGCAUCCACUCCUCCACCAUCCAGCCGGAGUUUGCGCCGGAGAGCGAUGCCGAGGACAGCCAGAACCCCGGCCCGUCGUCAUCCCGCGCUCCCACCGAUGACCAGCCCAGCCGUGCGGCCAGCGUUCGGGAGGGCGAUCCCCAGGCGUGUCUGCUGGAGUGUGACGAGAACUGCGCUCGCGGUGGACAGUGCUGCCCGAAGAAACCAACAUAG
Messenger RNA from Penicillium lagena, 1635 nucleotides. Its product is annotated as cation diffusion facilitator family transporter. Gene Ontology annotation, molecular function: zinc ion transmembrane transporter activity. The coding region runs from base 1 to 1635 and encodes 544 amino acids. Gene Ontology annotation, cellular component: membrane. Gene Ontology annotation, biological process: intracellular zinc ion homeostasis; zinc ion transmembrane transport. The record is from RefSeq and is a predicted model, not a curated record. NCBI's taxonomy places the organism in Eukaryota, Fungi, Ascomycota, Eurotiomycetes, Eurotiales, Aspergillaceae. The transcript has 4 exons.